CUGAUAGCUCAGGCCGCGGCGCGCAGACACCGGGCCCGGCUCCCGAGGGCGCCAGCGCGGCCCCGGGAAGCGCGAGGAGCCGGAGAGCGCGCGGCCUGCCGUUGGCGGCCUAAUCCGCCGCGCUCAGCACCCACCCGGCCCGAAGUGGAGGCCCUGGUCCCCGGGAAGAUGGUGUCCUGGAUGAUCUCCAGAGCCGUGGUGCUGGUGUUUGGAAUGCUUUAUCCUGCAUAUUAUUCAUAUAAAGCAGUGAAAACAAAAAACGUGAAGGAGUAUGUUCGCUGGAUGAUGUACUGGAUUGUUUUUGCGCUCUACACUGUGAUUGAAACGGUGGCUGAUCAAACAGUCGCUUGGUUUCCCUUGUACUAUGAGCUGAAGAUCGCCUUUGUCAUAUGGCUGCUCUCUCCCUAUACCAAAGGAGCAAGUUUAAUAUAUAGAAAAUUCCUUCAUCCACUUCUUUCUUCAAAGGAAAGGGAAAUUGAUGAUUAUAUCGUGCAGGCAAAGGAGCGAGGCUAUGAGACCAUGGUGAACUUCGGACGGCAAGGUUUAAACUUGGCAGCUACUGCUGCUGUCACUGCUGCAGUGAAGAGCCAAGGAGCAAUAACAGAGCGUUUGCGCAGUUUUAGUAUGCAUGACUUGACAGCUAUCCAGGGUGAUGAGCCUGUGGGACAAAGACCAUAUCAGCCUUUACCAGAAGCUAAAAAGAAAAGCAAAGCUGCCCCCAGCGAAUCAGCAGCUUAUGGAAUUCCACUGAAAGAUCGAGGUGAGAAAACGGAUGAAGAAGCCGAAGGUCCAUAUUCAGAUGAUGAGAUGUUGACACACAAAGGGCUGCGAAGAUCCCAAAGCAUGAAAUCAGUGAAAACGGUCAAAGGCCGCAAGGAGGUGCGGUAUGGUUCCCUAAAAUACAAAGUGAAGAAGAGACCACAAGUGUAUUUUUAGUCAUCUACACUUCAUAUGUCCUAAGAUAAAUAAUGCUAAUAAGUCACUUUGGGCUGGGAGGUGGAGCUCAUUUUCUAUCAUGAUAUAUUUAGGAUUUACACGUUAAUUCUUUGGCUUGUAGCAGUGAUAGUAUUUACUAUGGUGGAUUUAAAUAGUUUUUGCUUAACGAUUUCUGAUACUGCCUACUCAAGGUAGUUAUCCAAGGUUUAUUAAUGUAAAGAUCAGAUCAUGGAAAAUCAUGUUAGCUGUUUUCAAAGGCAGCAUUAAGUGCCUGGGACUCAAGAUUACACAAAAAUCCAGAGUAUACUUGAAGAGUCUCUUUAUGGUGCAAGAUAACCAUUGUUGUGUUUCAUUGUGUUUACCUCCAUCUGUGUUAUCUCUAUCACAUGCGGAUUGUAAUGAAAUAGGCUUGUGACUGGGCUGUGAUAGACAAAGGACAUAAUGUAAGAUCAUAAAGUACUUUUUAUAUAUUCUUUAAAUUUUUACCUUUCUAAUACUUAACAUUAACUGAAAACUCUUAAAUAUUUGAAAACCAGGUAUCUAUCUAGCACUUUCCUGACUAGUUUUGCACAUUUGAGAACUGUUUACUUAUCUGACAACUGUACAUUGAGUUUAAAUUUUAUUGUCACUGUUUUAUCAUUGUCAUACUCUGACAUGUCGAAUUUAUGCCUUAAAAUGCAUCAUCUCCUUUUUUCUAUGGGUUUUAUUUUUUAAAUUUGUGGGAGUUAUAAUAUAAAAUUUUGCCUAAUUGUUCAGUUUUUAAUUAUCUCUGUACAAGUAAAAAAGUUAUUUUAAACACUAGCCAGUUUUUCAUAUUUAGAUACAAAAUGCAGUUGAAGUAAGCCUGUCAGCACCAAUUACAUUUUUCAGUCCUAAAAAUGGUCGCUUUUAUGAAAUAAAGAGACCAGUGCGGCACAUAGAUACCUCCUAUUCCGUAAAAUUACCCAGUAGUCAGUUUGGCAUCACCUAUAACCCUAGCUACUCAAGAGGCUGACGUCUGUGGACUUUUCUGGCUGGACGGAAAAGUCCUCAAGACUGAAUUUCUAAACAACCAGCAAAAAGUCAGAACUGAAGCAAGUAAAGGUAUGGCUGAGGUGGUAUGGUGCUAUUUGUGAAUGGAAAAA
Messenger RNA from Dipodomys spectabilis (banner-tailed kangaroo rat), 2060 nucleotides. It is a transcript of the gene Reep3, whose product is annotated as receptor accessory protein 3. Gene Ontology annotation, molecular function: microtubule binding. The transcript is spliced from 8 exons. Bases 169 to 936 code for a protein of 255 amino acids. Gene Ontology annotation, cellular component: endoplasmic reticulum tubular network; endoplasmic reticulum membrane; cytoplasmic microtubule. Gene Ontology annotation, biological process: endoplasmic reticulum tubular network organization. NCBI's taxonomy places the organism in Eukaryota, Metazoa, Chordata, Mammalia, Rodentia, Heteromyidae. The record is from RefSeq and is a predicted model, not a curated record.